Molecule: messenger RNA, 1872 nt
Organism: Macroventuria anomochaeta
Lineage: Eukaryota; Fungi; Ascomycota; Dothideomycetes; Pleosporales; Didymellaceae
Exons: 2
Coding region: 1-1872 (623 amino acids)
Biological process (GO): proteolysis
Cellular component (GO): fungal-type vacuole
Molecular function (GO): zinc ion binding; metalloaminopeptidase activity
Source: RefSeq, a predicted model, not a curated record
AUGACGAAGAACCACCCCUCUCUCCGCAAGACGGCAUCGAACGCGGACCUCUACGCGGACCCGUCACCGCCUCAGCAGCUGCGGCACGCGUACUCGACUCUCUCGCGCUCGCACACGACAGCUGGCCCGCUGCCCCGCCGCACACUGGCCGACUGGGAGCAGAAGCGACGCCAGAUGAGCGACAGGGGCCAAGCUCGCCACAGCAUCGCCGCGCCCUACCCGAACCCCAAUGAGGACGACGAGGGCUCCAGGCCGAACAGGCAGAAGCAGAGCCCGCCACCAGUUCCGCCCAAGAUCCUAGAGGAGGCACCGACACUUGCACCCAUACUCGAGUUCAGGGAUGGCGAGUACCGCCUGCCAGCACCCAAGAUGGCUUCCAAGCCAGCGCCAUCGCACCCAUGGCUGCCCGCGCAGCUGCCACCGGCGCCCGUAAGACGCGAGAAGGAGGCCCCUGAGAGGUACACGAAGCCCUUCACCGACUUCAUGACGGCCAACCCGACCGUCUUCCACGCCGUCGAUGCCGUAGCGAGGGAGCUCGAGAAGGACGGGUAUAAGAAGCUGUCUGAGCGCGACUCGUGGGAGCUGAAGGCUGGCGGCAAAUACUACGUCGACCGCAACGGCACCUCGCUGAUUGCGUUCGCCAUUGGAGACAAGUACGAGGCGGGCAAUGGUGCUGCCAUCGUUGCUGGCCACAUCGACGCGCUCACGGCGAAGCUCAAGCCGAUUUCUAAGCUCCGUAACAGGGCUGGCUACGUCCAGCUAGGCGUAGCGCCUUACGCAGGUGCUCUCAGCGACACCUGGUGGGACCGCGAUCUCGGUAUUGGUGGACGCGUGCUUGUCAAGGAGCACGGCAAGAUUGUCACCAAGCUGGUCAAGCUCGACUGGCCCAUUGCAAGGAUACCAACGCUUGCACCGCACUUCGGUGCUGCCGCAAACGGCCCAUUCAACAGGGAGACCCAGAUGGUGCCCAUUGUCGGCCUGGACAACAGCGACUUUGGCGCGCCAUCAACAGCCAACAGUGAGGCUGAGUGGAAGGCCAGUCCUUGUGGCGGAGAAGGUGUCUUUGCCGCCACGCAACCCGAGAGACUUGUCAAGGCCAUCUCUUCUGAGCUGGGCAUUACGGACUACUCGACUAUCGUCAACUGGGAGCUCGAGCUCUUCGACGUUCAACCCGCCACGACCGGUGGUCUCGACCGCGAAUUCAUCUUCGCCGGCCGCAUCGACGACAAGCUUUGCUCCUGGGCCGCUGUCCAAGCCCUUCUCAACUCCACCUCCUCCCUCUCCAGCUCCUCGCAGAUCCGCAUCGUCGCCCUCUUCGACGACGAGGAGGUCGGUUCGCUCCUCCGUCAGGGCGCCCGCGGCAACUUCCUUCCCAGCGUCAUAGAGCGCAUCGUGGAGGAGUUCACCGAGACCAAAGUCAAGAACACGCUCGCACGUACCUACGCAAACUCCUUCCUGGUAUCUAGCGACGUCAUUCACGCCGUGAACCCCAACUUCCUCAACGCGUAUCUGGAGAAUCACUCACCACGCCUGAACAUCGGGCCCGCUAUCUCCGCAGACUCAAACGCCCACAUGACCACCGAUGCCGUCAGCACCGCUAUCCUCCAACGUUGCGUCGACGCUGACAUUGGCACGCGCAAACAAGAUCCCAAGUUGCAGGUCUUCCAGAUCCGUAACGACAGUCGCAGUGGAGGCACCGUUGGUCCAAUGCUGAGUGCUGCGACCGGAAUCAGGGCGAUCGACUGUGGUAUCCCACAGUUGAGUAUGCAUUCGAUCAGGGCGACCACUGGUAGCCAGGAUCCUGGACUCGGUGUGUUUGCGUUCCAGAGUUUCCUCGAGAGGUUUGAAGAGGUGGAUCGUGAGUUCAAGUAG